This is a messenger RNA of Penicillium verhagenii, 1428 nucleotides long. RefSeq lists its product as uncharacterized. The transcript is spliced from 3 exons. NCBI's taxonomy places the organism in Eukaryota, Fungi, Ascomycota, Eurotiomycetes, Eurotiales, Aspergillaceae. The record is from RefSeq and is a predicted model, not a curated record. Gene Ontology annotation, biological process: nucleocytoplasmic transport. Gene Ontology annotation, cellular component: nuclear pore. Gene Ontology annotation, molecular function: structural constituent of nuclear pore. Bases 1 to 1428 code for a protein of 475 amino acids.
AUGUUCGCCCCCAAGCCCUCCACUCCCUCCGCGGGUGGAUUGAAUCUUAAUACCAAUUCUGCAAGCUCUCUUUUCGGUACCAAUCCACAAACCACCUCAACAUCCACUCCAGCAGCGGGCACGUCAGGAAGUCUAUUCGGCAACGCCAAUUCAGCCGCUCAGCCAAAGCCCGCUGGGGGGCUAUUCGGAAACACACAGUCCACCCAACCUACCGGAUCAAACAUGUUUUCAGGCCUAGGCCAGCCACAAACUAGCGCAGCUGGUGGUGGUAUUUUUGGGGGAGCUUCUACCACAACAACUACGCAACCACAGUCAUCUAGCUUGUUCGGUGGGCCCACGGCAGCUGGUGCCGGCACUGGCACUGGCACCGGCACUGGCACGGCCCAAACAGGGACGGGGGGCAUGUUCAGUGGUGGACUAGGAGCCUCUACGGCACAGACUCAGCAAAAGCCUGCAUUGGGUCUGGGUGGUUUCGGCAAUACAGCUACCUGUGGUGGUGUUUUCGGCAACACCCAACCGCAAUCCCAACCCCAAAAGCCAAGCCUUGGACUAUUUGCCAAUGCCACCAACACACAGCAACCGCUUCAGCAAAGUACAGCCACAGGAAAUGUCGUUCCAGGCGUGAAGGUCGACCUUACCAACCUCCUCCCGACCACCAAAUACGAAAGCUGUGCUGAUGAACUUCGCCGCGAGAUUGAGAAUAUCGACAAUGCCAUUCUCGAGCAAAUUCGGAUGUGCAACGAGGUUGCCGAUAUAUUACCAACUAUUCAGCAGCAGGCAACAACUAUUCCGAACGAUGUGGAAUUUGUGCAAGCCAAGCUGGACACCAUCCAGCAUGCCCUUGAGAAUGAUGCCAGCGAUAUUGAUCAGCUCCGAGGACUCGUCGCCCGUGAUGCGGCCGAAGCCCAAGUUGCCUUCCGUGCUAUUGAUACCUUGAAGCUGCCUAUGCAAUAUCAAUCCGCAGGGGGUGGUGGCUGGUGGUCAGUGCAUGAUCAAAAGGUGCAAGAUCGCGGUUCACUUCGAUCAACUCGGAAGAAUACCCUUGCACUGCCCGAUGACGUUGAAGUUGACCCAUCCACCGCCAAUAGUGUGAAUGGUGUGCCAGUCAAUCUGGUAGAUUACUUUUCUCAGCGCUCGGACGAAAUGGGUGCCGUUCUCGGCCGCUACAAGGGCAACCUGAAGGAAAUCGAGGAUCACCUUCAUGGAGUGGAAUUAAACUUGAACCGUCAGAUUCACGACUUUGUCAGCUCCAGAUCUCGCGAUGGACUGGGCUCGGGAACUCCCAAUUCCGCGGUGAAUGAUCUCGCGGCUGUCCUGGGUGAUGUUGAAGCUGGAAUCAUGGGUGUGGCUACUCGACUAGGUGGUGUUACCGAGCAAGUUCAGGAGGUGAGCCUCGGGCCACUCGGUCUAGGUGAUGGUCGAAUUUGA